Molecule: messenger RNA, 3195 nt
Organism: Talaromyces amestolkiae
Lineage: Eukaryota; Fungi; Ascomycota; Eurotiomycetes; Eurotiales; Trichocomaceae
Exons: 7
Coding region: 1-3195 (1064 amino acids)
Biological process (GO): protein import into nucleus
Cellular component (GO): cytosol; nuclear envelope
Molecular function (GO): small GTPase binding
Source: RefSeq, a predicted model, not a curated record
AUGAACGAUGUGGUAGAGGUUCCUGGCGAGGCCAACCCUCUCACUGCCCAGAAUCUAUUCAACUCACUCGCGGCGGCCGCAAGCUCAGUCCAACAACAAGUCCAAAUCGGUACCCAACAACUGCAACAUUGGGAGAAGCAAGUUGGAUUCUAUCCCCUACUCCAGGAAGUUUUCUUGGACCAUUCGCUACCCAUUGAGAUUCGAUACCUAGCUAUUAUCCAGCUGAAGAAUGGCAUUGACCGAUAUUGGCGAAAGACAGCUUCAAAUGCGAUCAAAAAGGAAGACAAGGAACGGAUAAAAAGCAAAGCUCUCGAGGCAGGUAUUGUGGAACCGGCGCCUCUGUUGGCCCUCCAUAACGCCUUGGUUAUUGCCAAGAUCCUGCGCUAUGAGUUUCCUAGUGAUGAAUGGCCCAAUGCGCUUCCCUUCCUCAUCUCCUCGCUUCGUUCGUCUGCACAACCCGGCGCACCUCCGUUACAAUUCCCAAGAACCCUUGUGAUAUUACUACAAAUAAUCAAGGAGCUUUCCACGGCCCGCAUGCAGCGAGUCCGAGCCAGCCUACAAUCUGUAUCACCAGAGAUAUUUCAAUUAUUGGGCGGUAUAUAUGUCGAAAAAGUCAACACUUGGAGUGCGCUGCUGGAACAUAGCCGCUUCGAUGAGGUUUCGCUACCAGACCUACUCGAACAGACUCUAAUGUCCCUCAAAGUCAUACGUCGACUCGUCGUUGCCGGCUUCGAGCAUCCUAAUCGCGAUAAAGAUGUUCAAGGGUUCUGGACAUUGAGUCAUACGCAGUUUGCAAAGUUCUUCGGCUUUUCAGAGACCAUCACAAAUGCGCCUCGAAUAAACACAUUGAUUAAGAAACAUCUAUUGCAGUUUGCGAAGCUGCAUGUUGAAAUGGCCAAGGUCCACCCGGCAGCGUUUGCGCUCCUUCCGGACUGCGUGUCGCUAGUCAAGUCGUACUGGACAGUUGUUUCCCGACUCGGAGAGGUAUACGAUGCCGAAGCCUCGCAAGAUAGACAGAAUUCUGGUGGCGAAGAAGAUGAGAAAAACGUCAUCGAAAUUCUGGGCUUAAAGGCACUACUGCUCAUUCGAGCAUGUGCCAAGAUGGCAUUCAACCCAGCCCAUAGCUUCAAGUACCAGCAGCCACAAGAUAAAGAGGAAAAGAAGAACGCCGUGGAGCUGAUCAAGUCUCAACUAUUCACACAAGACUUUGUCAUUAUGGUCAUGGAGCUCAUUGUUUCCAAGUUCUUGCGACUUCGUCAGACGGAUUUCCAAGAAUGGGAGGAAGAGCCUGAAGAGUGGGAGCGGAAAGAGGACACAAUGUCUGAAGCCUGGGAGUUUUCUGUUCGACCUUGUUCGGAAAAGUUGUUUUUGGAUCUCAUUAUCCAUUUCAAAUCGCUCUUGGUCCCGCAGCUACUCAACGUUUUUUACAAUUUUGCAAACCCCCAGAAUCAGGAUAUAUUGAUGAAGGACUCUCUAUAUUCCGCAAUUGGCUUGGCAGCCGCCAGUCUAGAGCAGCAACUAGAUUUCAAUGCUUUUAUAGAAAAGGCCUUGGUUCCCGAAGUUCAAAUUAAUGAACAAGGAUACAAGGUUUUGCGAAGAAGAGCUGCGAUCGUGAUCGGGCAGUGGAUGCCAAUCCAACCUGAGAAAAUGAACAGACCAUAUAUCUAUCAGAUUUUCCAGCAUCUCUUCAACAAAGCAGACCCCGUGAAUGACCUUCCCGUCCGCAUCACCGCAGGUCGGCAGCUGAAAAACGUGCUCGAUCCUUUUGAAUUCUCCCCUCAAGAGUUCCUCCCUUACGCCACACCCAUAUUGCAAAAUUUGCUCACCUUAAUUCAAGAGGUUGAGCUUUCCGAAACGAAGAUGGCAUUACUGGAAACAGUACGAACUGCCGUGGUGAAGAUGGAAGACCACAUAUUACCAUUUUCCGAUCAAAUAAUGUCACUUUUACCCCCUCUAUGGGAGCAAUCAGGCGAGGAACACCUCAUGAAACAGGCUAUCCUGACUCUUCUUUCGUCUUUGAUGAAUGCGCUCAAGAGUGAUUCCGUCAAUUAUCACAAAGACAUGCUUCCGCUUAUACAGAACUCGAUAGAGCCUGGGUCGGAAACUAUUGUAUAUCUAUUAGACGAAGCACUCGAGCUUUGGGCAGCAAUAUUGUCGCAGACCCCAGCUCCGGCAUCAGCAGACAUUAUAUCACUGUUCCCUCGCUUGCUCCCGAUAUUCGAAGCAGCUACAGAUAGCGCCCCGUUAGCACUUCAGAUUGCGGAGAGCUACAUACUCCUUUGUCCUCGCGAGGUUCUCCAUGACGAGCUGCGCGUGCCCUUUCUGGCCUCUUUGGAGACGCUUCUCGCGGCAGUCAAGCGUCAACGCCUAGGAGUGAUUCCUCAUCUUGCCGAGAUGCUUAUUCGCGCGACUGAGCAUAUCGACGGCGGCAGCGAGAAUUCGUACAAUGUGAUCGCCAAGUCUCUGCUUGACAGUUCAUUUUUGCAUGCUAUUCUAGAGGGCCUUCACUCCGCCUACGAAGUUAGUCAAUCCACAGGACCAUACAAGAAGACAUCAGAUAUCUACGCCAACCUCGAGACAGACUACUUUAGCGUUCUAGCAAGGCUAGCGCUAGCAAACCCCAGAGUGUUCAUGUCAGCCAUAUCAGCUGCAACUUCUGCCCCUGAAGAGCAAACACUAUCCUGGCUCUUAACUGAAUGGUUCUUCCACUAUGACAACAUUGCACUCGUAACACAAAAGAAACUUCACGUACUCGCUCUCACGCAACUCCUGGCGAUCAACGCCACACAAGCACCACCACCGUCCUACCUUCUCAACCAUCUACAAUCCUAUCUCACCGUCUGGACCGACAUUGUCACCGAACUGGCCGAAGGUUCUGAUGACCCGUCAUCUCUAAACAUCAACGACCCUCACGCCGGGAAGGACUACCUAAUCUACUGGAACAAAACCUCCGACCCCAACAACAAUCCGACAGCCGACGACGAAACUACCAAAAACGAAGCCCCCGAAUCCGCGCGACGCAGGGAAUGGGAAAACUCCGACGCGGUCCAUUCCAUCAAUAUCCGUCAAUUCGUUCAAGAGCGUCUACAGGCCGUGAUGCAUGCAUGUGGUGGCGCGCAGCGGUUCCAAGAAGAAUGGCUCGUGAAUGUUGAUAGGGAGGUGGUGAAUGCGUUCGGGGCAUUGGGAAUAGUUUAG